CGAAAACUCAAAGAUCGCUGACCACUUGCUGCCAUCCUCAUUAGGAAAAUCAUGAACAUCCGGCUACUAUCCAUAGUUUUCAUCACUCUGAACCUCACCAGUCGAACGAUAUCGCUCCAUCGAAGACUCAAGCAUUUCGACACUCUACACGCCGAAGAUGUUUCCCAUCGGAUUGUCAAAAGGGGCAUCAAGCAUAGCCAGCAUCCCUUCAACACCAUCAAGGAAGUUGAAUUCAACACGCUAGGGAAGAACUUUCGACUGAUCCUGAACCCGCAUAGAGAAGUGUUACAUAAACAGUUUAAGGCGUACACAGUGGACGGGGAUGGGAAUGAGACUGUUGUCCAUUUGGAUCAUGAUAACUUCUAUUCGGGACGAGUGUUCGGUGAAAGUGACUCCUCAGUAAGGGUUCACAUCGACGAUGGUCUACUUACAGGUUCCAUCGUUUUGCCUGACGAGACCUACCAUAUUGAGCCCCUAUGGAGACACGCUCCUCAUCUUGGCGAUCGACUAAUGCUCGCAUACCGAGCGUCAGAUGUUGUGCUUACAUGGCCAGCCAGUCAUUCCCAUGGUGACAUGGGAGCACCCAUCACAUGCGGAUAUGUGAAAGAAGGAAAAGAACUUGAAAUAGAAGACGAUGGUCACGAACAUGAUGAAGAAUACGAAGCAAUGAACAACGCAACCAGUAGCAAAGCGCGUACUUACCAAUCUAUCUGGUCGGAUGCAAUUCACGAGACCACGUCGGAUGAGGACUACUCAGCCGAAGCAGCGUUCAGAAACAAGCGGCAAGCGGAGCAGUACGACUACUCCUUGACGAAAACCAGAUGCCCUCUUCUGCUAGUUGCCGACUAUCGAUUUUUUCAGGAAAUGGGUGGCGGAAAUACCAAAACCACCAUCAACUAUCUGAUAAGCCUAAUAGACCGCGUCCACAAAAUAUACAAUGACACAGUUUGGAUCGAUCGAAAGGAAGGAGAGGGUUUCAAAGGUAUGGGCUUCGUUAUUAAAAAGAUUGUUGUUCACUCGGAACCAACACGGCUCCGUGGCGGCGAGGCGCAUUACAACAUGAUACGGGAAAAAUGGGAUGUGAGGAACUUGUUAGAGGUCUUUUCCCGGGAAUAUAGUCAUAAGGACUUUUGCUUAGCUCACCUUUUUACUGAUUUGAAAUUCGAAGGUGGCAUUUUAGGUCUAGCGUACGUUGGAUCACCACGAAGGAAUUCUGUGGGAGGAAUAUGUACACCAGAAUAUUUCAAAAACGGCUACACCUUGUAUUUAAAUUCGGGAUUAAGUAGCUCCCGAAAUCAUUAUGGGCAACGAGUCAUCACUAGAGAAGCUGAUCUGGUCACCGCCCAUGAAUUCGGUCACAAUUGGGGAUCAGAACACGAUCCUGAUAUUGCAGAAUGUUCACCAAGUGCUUCACAGGGUGGCAGUUUUCUUAUGUACACCUACUCCGUCAGCGGCUAUGAUGUGAAUAAUAAAAAAUUCUCUCCAUGCUCACUGCGAGCCAUCCGGAAAGUCCUCCAAGCAAAAUCAGGCCGUUGCUUCUCCGAACCUGAGGAGUCUUUCUGUGGAAAUCUUCGCGUUGAAGGUGACGAACAAUGCGAUGCUGGUCUCUUGGGAACAGAAGAUAAUGACGCAUGUUGCGAUAAAAAUUGUAAAUUACGACGAAAUCAAGGAGCUGUUUGUAGUGACAAGAAUUCGCCUUGCUGCCAAAACUGUCAGUACAUGCCUGCAGGAGUGAAAUGCAGAGAAGCCCAAUAUGCAACUUGCGAACAGGAAGCACGAUGCGCUGGAAAUCAUGCAGAAUGUCCAAAGUCACCUCCUAUGGUGGAUGGAACACAGUGCCAGGAAAGGGGAUUAUGCCGUGGAGGCAAAUGUGUCCCGUAUUGCGAGACACAAGGGUUGCAGAGCUGCAUGUGUGAUGUUAUACAGGAUGCUUGCAAGAGGUGUUGCCGCACAAGCAUCAAUGAAAGCUGUCUUCCUGUAGAUCCGCCAGAUAUUUUAGCUGAUGGAACACCAUGCAUUCAAGGAUUCUGUAACAAGGGUCUUUGCGAGAAAACAAUCCAAGACGUAGUUGAGCGCUUCUGGGACAUCAUCGAAGAAAUUAAUAUAAACCGCGUGCUGCGCUUCCUCAAAGACAAUAUUGUUUUCGCUGUGAUUGUUCUGACGAGUAUUUUCUGGAUACCAGCAAGCUGCGUCAUAUCUUACUUCGAUAGAAAGAAACGAAGACAAGAAAUGAAAGACAUCGAUUGGAGCCAAAGCCUCGACUUAAUUCACCCGAGCGAUCGACGAAGGGUUAUUCACAUUAGAGUUCCCAGACAAAAGAUAUCAGUAGCUAGAAUGUAAGCAACAAAGCAAAGUUUAUUUCGGAGCUGUAACGCCUCGAUAGAAAGUGAUGUAACCAAUGCAGCACAAUCUUCAAAUCGAAUUUCUACGUUUUUCAACUCUCUCGGACAAAUUAAAUUGUUUUAAAAGCCUACUUCACAAAUUUUAAAACAAAAACGACUUUUUUUAUCUAGAAAAAGAUGAUUUAUUGACUAAACCAGAACGGAAAGUUUGUACAUCGUCU
Messenger RNA from Hermetia illucens (black soldier fly), 2563 nucleotides. RefSeq names its product ADAM 17-like protease (gene Tace). Lineage: Eukaryota; Metazoa; Arthropoda; Insecta; Diptera; Stratiomyidae. The transcript is spliced from 14 exons. Gene Ontology annotation, biological process: membrane protein ectodomain proteolysis; Notch signaling pathway. Gene Ontology annotation, molecular function: metalloendopeptidase activity. The record is from RefSeq and is a predicted model, not a curated record. Gene Ontology annotation, cellular component: plasma membrane. The coding region runs from base 52 to 2340 and encodes 762 amino acids.